AUGGAAGAUCAGACCGAAGAGCUAAAUCGAUUAAAACGUGAUUUCAAGCACUACCAAACGGGUCAAUUGAUCAACGCGGAGUAUACACAUGAGCUUGAAAGCAAAUUAUUAUCAAUUCAAGCUCGUCAACGUCCAAUUCAGACCAAAAGGACUCGAAAGCAGUUAUCAAGCCUUACUGCAUUAACUCCUUUAGACGCUAAUCGCCGAAUUUGGAAGCGUGACGAAGAAGAGAAAAAAUCGGACCAUAUGCGCAUGCUCCGGGCCGCUGCGCAGGAUUCGGUCUCAAUUCCGCAAAGAUCGGACGAAAACAAAGAUCUCGAGGAUCUCGAGGGAUGGGUCAUAGGAGAUAAUGGAAAACCACUUUAUAUAGUUGAUACAGAAGGGGUGUCGCUGGAAAAGCUCAAAAAGUGUAAAGAUUGA
Molecule: messenger RNA, 420 nt
Organism: Penicillium angulare
Lineage: Eukaryota; Fungi; Ascomycota; Eurotiomycetes; Eurotiales; Aspergillaceae
Exons: 1
Coding region: 1-420 (139 amino acids)
Source: RefSeq, a predicted model, not a curated record